AUGAAUAUGUUCGCGAAGGAUUGGAUGAUGUCAAAAAGUACUCAAGAGAGAAAUUUAAUGAUCCAAAGGGCUCAAAAAGCACGCAUACUUAUUAUAUGCUCUUACGGUAUAAUGGGAAUAACGUUCUUCUUCAGUACUAUAUUACCUAUAUUUGGAAUAACAAUGAGAUUGACUCCCAAUAUAACGGAUCCGGGAAGACCAAUGCCUUUACAAACCCAUUAUAUUUACGAUAUAACAAAAAGUCCGCAAUAUGAACUCACAUUUAUUAGUCAAGCCAUUUAUAUACCUAUCGCCAUGAUGGCUUAUGCUGGAGUUGACAAUUUUCUCAGUCUUCUGAUAUUUCAUAUAUGUGGUCAAUUAGAUAUUCUUCAAAAUCGUUUAAUACAUUUGGAUAAAUACAUAAAUUAUCACGACGUAUUAAAAACCUCCUUAGCAAAACAUAUCGAUUUACUUAGAGCUAUAGAUAUUAUUGAAGAUACAUAUAAUAUAACACUUCUUUUCUUAUUUAUAUAUUUUGCGAUUCUCUUUGCCUUCUAUGGAUUUCGAUUGAUUAGUCUAUUCGAUGAGGAAAAUGAUAUUUCAUUACGAUACUUUUUAAUUUUAAAUUAUUAUAAUCUUUUUAAGUGUAAUAAAAUUUAUUAUGCGGCAUAUAAUAAUAAAUGGUACACCAUGGAAUCAAAAGUUGUACGAGAUUUGCUACUUUUAAUGAUCAGGGGCUCUAAACCAAUUUAUCUCACUGCUGGGAAAGUGUCUCCUAUUAUAAUGACCACAUUUUGUAGUUUAGUGAAAACAUCAGUUGGUUAUAUAUCUGUUUUGCAUACAACAAGGAGUUAA
This is a messenger RNA of Pogonomyrmex barbatus (red harvester ant), 834 nucleotides long. RefSeq names its product odorant receptor 13a-like. Gene Ontology annotation, biological process: sensory perception of smell; detection of chemical stimulus involved in sensory perception of smell. The record is from RefSeq and is a predicted model, not a curated record. NCBI's taxonomy places the organism in Eukaryota, Metazoa, Arthropoda, Insecta, Hymenoptera, Formicidae. Gene Ontology annotation, cellular component: plasma membrane. Gene Ontology annotation, molecular function: odorant binding; olfactory receptor activity.